Messenger RNA from Cucurbita maxima (winter squash), 986 nucleotides. RefSeq names its product homeobox-leucine zipper protein HAT9-like. The record is from RefSeq and is a predicted model, not a curated record. The transcript is spliced from 3 exons. Gene Ontology annotation, molecular function: sequence-specific DNA binding; DNA-binding transcription factor activity, RNA polymerase II-specific. Gene Ontology annotation, biological process: regulation of DNA-templated transcription. The coding region runs from base 85 to 630 and encodes 181 amino acids. Lineage: Eukaryota; Viridiplantae; Streptophyta; Magnoliopsida; Cucurbitales; Cucurbitaceae.
UCUUUGUUCUUAAUGUAGGGUGAGGGGCUUCCUCUUGGUUUGGGCGGAGAACAGAUCAUUCUGGGCUAUCACUCAGUAUAAAAAAUGGCCGGUGUAAAGAAGAAGAAGCAGCAGGUUUUGAAGUUUGAUGACAUUAUUAUGCCUUCUCUAUCGUUGGGGUUGUCGAUUGUUGUCGAAUCCCCCAACGAGUUCAUCCAGCUGAGUUCUUCGGGAAGUCCAGUGUCGUCGUUUUCAAAUUCAUCGGGGUAUAAGAGGGAGAGAGACGGCUGCGGCGGUGAGGAGGCGGAGGAAGACGAAGAUGGAAGUCCGAGGAAGAAACUUAGAUUCACUAAAGAACAAUCCGCCAAUUUAGAAGAAAGCUUCAAAGAACACUCAACUUUCAGUCCUAAGCAAAAGCAGGAAUUGGCAAGAAAUUUAAAGCUAAGGGCAAGACAAGUGGAAGUAUGGUUUCAAAAUAGAAGAGCCAGAACCAAGCUGAAGCAAACAGAAAUGGACUGUGAAUUAAUGAAGAAAUGCUGUGAAAAGCUGAAAGAAGAGACCACAAGGCUUCAAAAGGAGCUUCAAGAGCUCAAAUCACUCAAAUUAACAGCUCCGCCGUUCGCCACCCUCACCGUUUGCCCUUCCUGUUAGAGGUCCAUUUGCGGCGGCGGCGGCGGCGGUUGCGAUGCAUCUCAGGCCACCACCUCCUCGAUUAGCCCAAAGCUUGACUUUCUUAAAUUCCCGUUUAACCACCCGUCGGCGGCUUGUUAGGCAACCUAAUUUUAAUUAUAUCAUUAAUUAAAAAGCCCAUGUACUUGUAUGAGGGGGUGAGGAGGUGGGCCGAGGAUGGGCAUAAUUAUCCAUUUAUUUUCGUGGAGAUAGAAAAUAAAAUUUUAUACAGAGAAUUCGCAUUUCUUCGUGACAAGCCUUAAGGAAAACUUAGAUAAGGUUUGUCUUUGCCAACCAAACAAAAUUUAUACGAAAUUCAAGCUUGUUCACACACACAU